Malania oleifera is the source of this 1083-nucleotide messenger RNA. Its product is annotated as protein RESTRICTED TEV MOVEMENT 2-like. NCBI's taxonomy places the organism in Eukaryota, Viridiplantae, Streptophyta, Magnoliopsida, Santalales, Ximeniaceae. The transcript is spliced from 2 exons. The coding region runs from base 48 to 977 and encodes 309 amino acids. The record is from RefSeq and is a predicted model, not a curated record.
AGAUUCAUCACUACCCACAAACCAAAACACACAGCAAAUUAACCAUCAUGGACGCAAGAUCAUCACGAGUUACAUUCGAGGAUUUUGAACCAGUAUGGGAAUUGACACAAGAGAAAGAUUGCGACACUCUUAUCCUCUACCUCCCUGGUUUUAGAAAGGAGCAAAUAAGGGUUCAACUGAUCAAAGCUCGCCUUCUGAGGGUCUCCGGAGAGCGGCCUCUUGACAACAACAAAUGGGGCAGAUUCAGCAAGGACUUUAGUUUUCCCUCAAACUGUGAUACUACUAAAGUGGCAGCUAAGUUUGAUAAUGGAAUGCUGUAUGUUAGACAGCCUAAGAUAAUCACCCAAGAAGAGCAGCAGGAAACGGAGAAACCUGCAGCCAGGGAGGAGAAACCAGCCAGAGAGGCUCCGAGGCCUGCAGCGCCUAUGGCUGAUUCACAAGCCAUGGAAGAGAAACAGCCUAGAGAUCAGACCCCAAAGCUUCCAACACCCUCUCAGGAGCCACAAGCAAACGGGAAGGAGUUGGAAAACGCAAACAGUGCCUCCCAAAGUUCGCCAGUGAAACAGAAACAGAAACAGAGCAAUGUGAAGGGGGUGAAAACUGUCCCAAGUGAUACAAAUGGAAAGACGGAUGCCCCAGCCGACGCCGAUAAUCUUUCUCAAAAGGCUUUGGAGGGGUUGAAGGCUAGUGCUGACUGGCUAGCUGAAACAGCAAAGGCUAUGAGCACAGUAGGAGAAAAGCAAGAAAAUGUCAGCGACACCAUCAACAAUGCUGCAGUGAUGGAGGAAGCUGAGCAAAAUCUGAGUGGAGGUAUUCGAUCGACACGGGAGUACUAUAAGCAGGUUGUUAAUGGUCUAUUGGUGGAGCUAAGGAAUCGAAGAAGGCAAGUCAACUUGAUUGCAAUUGUUCUUUUAGCUCUGCUAUUUGGGCAUUAUGUUAAAAAUUACAUUGGCUCUUCCAAGGAAUCAGAAAACUGACUCCUGCAAUGUCUUUGAAGAGCGUAUGUAUCAUCUGGGCAAUGCAUGUAUUUGCAAAUGUGUAGUGAAUAAAGGGAGUUGCACAAUUCAGUGCUUCCAUAUUCAA